UUCCACUUUUCAUUUCAAAUGUAACCGAUAAAUUUUUCCUGAAAAUUGUGAAUUCACUGUUUAGAAAUUAAUUAAAAAAAAAUGUUUGAUGAAACAAUUUUAUUCACUCACAUUCCAGAAUGUGAAAAUUUGUGUCGCUUUAUAUGCAAAUUAAAUGAUGUAAUAAUCAUUAAUGGAUCUCCAAUGUCAUUUUUUUGUUCUCAAAUCUACAACUGCAGAUUCAUUAUCGAUACAUUUCCUGAAAUUAUGGCUGCACCUAUGCCAGGAACAGAUAAUUAUAUUGAAAUAAUUAUUGAAAAUGAUUAUUUUCGAAUUAAGAAAUUGCAGAUUUUUCUAAAAAGUGAAAACUUAUUGUGUUCCGAUUCAAAGCCUGUAACUUUGGAAAAUUACAAAGAAUGUAUAAUGUACACGAUAAAAUGUAAAUUGUCACCUACUUGGAAUAAAAUGGGCCAGUAUCUUUGUCACGGAAAUGAUUAUUUAAUUGGCAAUGAAGAAAUUAAUGCAAUUAAAUUUGAUCUUAUUGUAACAAAACAAGGAAUGCAUAUAAAAUUUCAUUACUUGAAAAUACAAAUGUAUCCAUUAAAUCUUGAAGAUCUUCAGCUUAAUCCAUCGCUUAUGGCAGAAUUUAAAGAAAAUCCUAAGGGUUUUAUUGAACUUGGCCAAUCUUGGUUUAAUGUUUUGCCUAGUUUAUUUAAAGCGAGGCUUUUGUCCGUUUCAAAAGAAAUACCUUCGGGGAGUCCUUUUAAAAAUUAUCAAGAACUUCGAAUACAUUGGAAAAAUAUGCACGGAUACAUAUUGCCAGAAAAUGAUGAAGAAAUUUUAUAUUAUCAAGUUCACUUCAAAGCAUUUCCAGAUCAAGUUUUUCUAUAUCCUAAUGUAUGUCUAAAUUCUCAGCCUCCUAAGAUAAUUAAUUAUGAAAAUAAUUCUCUCAUAUGCAAUAAAUUCGAAGAAGAUUUGAGAAAAAAUAUUUAUUCAAUUUGUGGAAAAACACUUUCUUUCGUUAAAGAUAAUUCAGAAAAAUUCAUCGAUUUUAAAAUUCCUUCAACUUCAUAUUUUUCUCCUGCAAGAAAGAUAAAAAAAGAAUAUUCAAAUUCGAACAUUACUCCAUUCAAAAAAUGUUCAUCCAGUGAUUUGAAAAUUAUUCCACUUUCAUCAGUAUUUAAAAAUAUUGGAUAUUCGGAAAUUGGGAAUGAAAAACAAAUUUUAAAAUUGAAACAAGAAACGUUAAAUUUUCCGAAAAAAGUGAUCAUCCCUGAAAAUUUGUCUACAAAUUCUUCGCAAAAAUUGGAUUCAAUUGACAAUUUAUCAAAUGUUACAAAUAAACUUAGUCCACAGUUGUCGACAAAAAUUUUAUCACAAUACACACAAUCGCAGCCAAUUAGGAGAAAAUUAAUUUUCGAUCAAAAAAGCGAAGAUGAUAUCAGCCAAAAAAAUGAAACCUACAAUAAUAUUUUGAAUCAGACUAAUUAUCAAAAUUCGAUAAAAAGAAAAACGCCAAAGGAUAAGGAAUUGUUUGAUGCUUUACUUGAAGAAAAAGCGGAUAAUGAUAUUUUAAAAUCUAUUGUUCCAUCUCCGGCAAAAAGAAUUUGCAUUUCUAAACAAAAACGGAAUCCACCAAUUAUGGAAUCGAUUUCCAAAUAUUUUAAAGUACAAAAAUCAACUCUUCAUCGAUCAAUGCAAACUCAGGUAAAUUAUUUAAAUUCAAUAAAAGUACAAAGAAUUAUUUUUUUUUUAUUGAAAAUUUAUAUUAAAUAAUUUAAUUUUAUUAUAAAUAUAGUGAAUAUUAUUUUACCUUUUUUUUUAUUGAGA
Molecule: messenger RNA, 1809 nt
Organism: Leptopilina boulardi
Lineage: Eukaryota; Metazoa; Arthropoda; Insecta; Hymenoptera; Figitidae
Exons: 8
Coding region: 82-1755 (557 amino acids)
Source: RefSeq, a predicted model, not a curated record